UAUCGGAAAAUGAAUCUUCAAGCAGUGAAGUGCUAUCAAACUCUAGGCAAUUGAGUGAACAAAGAGGAAGAGAUGAACAGACGAGGACAAGCUCAGGAUUUCCCACAAAGAUACGACAAGAAGAAUACCAAAGUGCACUAUCCACUGAUGAUGAAGAUGAAGAGGAGCAAGAAAAGUCAGACAGUCCUAAUGACCGCGUUGCUGAUAUCAAGAAUGAAAUGCUCAAGUCCAAGAUAACCACGUCUGCCUCGGUCAUGUUAACAAGACUGCCCCCAAAUUCUAGUAAGGUCAUAAAGGAAGUUACCAAAGAAACAAAUUUUAAAAUUACAAUAAGAUGCCAACCGAUAGGGUCAGCUCCUCAAUUGAACCCGACAGUGUUCAAAAUUUCAGACACACAACCGUUUGCUACAUUGAUCAAAUUUAUUAACAAAAA
Molecule: messenger RNA, 433 nt
Organism: Hansenula anomala
Lineage: Eukaryota; Fungi; Ascomycota; Saccharomycetes; Phaffomycetales; Wickerhamomycetaceae
Gene: ATG12
Product: Atg12p
Exons: 2
Biological process (GO): autophagosome assembly
Cellular component (GO): cytoplasm
Source: RefSeq, a predicted model, not a curated record